This is a messenger RNA of Homalodisca vitripennis (glassy-winged sharpshooter), 927 nucleotides long. RefSeq names its product cell wall protein IFF6-like. The transcript has a single exon. The record is from RefSeq and is a predicted model, not a curated record. The coding region runs from base 1 to 927 and encodes 308 amino acids. Lineage: Eukaryota; Metazoa; Arthropoda; Insecta; Hemiptera; Cicadellidae.
AUGCAGACACCUAGUACAUUCUCAGACGUCUCUGUACCGCCAGACACGUUAUCUUCUGAAGGCCAAAGUGGUUCAGGCAAUGAUGGAGCUCAAACCAGUGUUGAAGGCGGAUUAGUCAAUGUCGGAGUUUCCGUAUCGGUUGAUUCAGACGAUGAUUCAGGAAAACCCAUGGAGGGUGGGUCAGAAGAUGUUUCUAAAACAUCUGAUGUAGGUGCAAUCCCAACCACAGUGCAGACACCUAGUACAUCCUCAGACGUCUCUUUACCGCCAGACACGUUAUCUUCUGAAGGCCAAGGUGGUUCAGGCAAUGAUGGAGCUCAAACCAGUGUUAAAGGCGGGUUAAUCAAUGUCGGAGUUUCCGUAUCGGUUGAUUCAGACGAUGGUUCAGGAAAACCAAAGGAAGGUGGAUCAGAAGAUGGUUCUAAAACAUCAGAUGUUGGUGAACCCCCAUCCACAAUGCAGACACCUAGUACAUCAUCAGAUGGCUCUGUACUGUCGGAUACGUCAUCUCCUAGUACCGAAAGUGGCUCAAGUAACCAAGGAGCGCAAACCAGUGUUGAAGGUGGAUUAAUCAAUGUCGGAGUUUCCGUAUCGGUUGAAUCAGGCGAUAGUUCAGGAAAACCAAAGGAAGGUGGAUCAGAAGAUGGUUCUAAAACAUCUGAUGUAGGUGCAAUCCCAACCACAAUGCAGACACCUAGUACAUCCUCAGACGUCUCUGUACCGCCAGACACGUUAUCUUCUGAAGGCCAAAGUGGUUCAGGCAAUGAUGGAGCUCAAACCAGUGUUGAAGGCGGAUUAGUCAAUGUCGGAGUUUCCGUAUCGGUUGAUUCAGACGAUGAUUCAGGAAAACCCAUGGAGGGUGGGUCAGAAGAUGUUUCUAAAACAUCUGAUGUAGGUGCAAUCCCAACCACAGUGCAGGACACCUAG